AUGAUCAUCUAUAACUACUUUUUCCACCCCCUGGCACGAGUCCCUGGACCUUGCACUGGAGCGAUUUUCCCGUUCUGGUCGAUGAGCAGCUUGUACCGCCGGAGGUUGAACCCCGAUCUGGCAGAACUACAUAAAAAAUAUGGUCAGAUACUCUCCCUUCUCUCGGGCUACGGCGGCCUGCUGAUGUGCCCGAGGAAUACAGGCCCUAUUGUUCGAGUUGGCCCCAAUCAACUGUCAUUCGCAACCGUCGAAGCUCAGAAGAUGAUCUACAAUGCCAAGCCAACCCAUACCGGCUCCGAUGAAUUAUUUGGUAGAGACGGAACCCUUCAGGAUGUGCUGCUCUCAAUGAUACUAGGAGCAGCCAACAUCGGUUCACUCUCGAACCGAGCUGAGCAUAAGAAGAUGCGCAAGCGUCUACAGCCUGGUUUUACGUCCAAGGCGCUUUUCGAACAGGAAUCCCUGCUGCGCAUGCACAUGGACCGCCUCUUGCAGGGACUUGCGCAAGAUACGGGUGUGAUCGAUUUGACUGAAUAUUUCUCGAGGUUCCUCUGGGACCUCAUUGGUGAUCUUUCAUUCGGAGAACCUCUUGUUCCAGAGAAGCACGGCCGUCGCACAGACACGCUGCGGUCGCUGGUUGGGGUAUACCAAGGGUGUUUUCCCAUCCUGGAAGCUAUCAAUUAUGCCGUUCCGCAAAUCGAAGGAGUUCUCAAGCUGGCUUUGCAGCUGGUACCCCCAGCUACUCUGCGCGCGGUUUUGCCCUCUGCCACAUUCAGGGAGUAUGACCAUCCUGCUAUCAAUUCUCACACAACACCACUCCAGUGUUGCAUUAACCGACAGGAUGGCCGAUCAGAUUUUCUCACGCAUAUCAUGGGCGACAAAAGCAGCAACCCCACAGAACUAGAGUUAAGCUAUGACGAAUUGCAUAGUAACGCGACCGUCCUUAUGAUCGCCGGCUACAAGACGACCGAGACAUCCCUCUCGGCGCUGUUCUACCGACUCCUGUCGACUCCAGGAGUGCUUGAGAAACUCCAAACGGAGCUUUUCAGCAACUUUCAGAGCAUUGACGAGAUCACGGGGAAGAAACUGCUCUCGCUGCCCUACCUGAACGGGUGUGUCAACGAGUCGCUCCGGCUAACGCCCGCAGUGGCGGGCAAGUUCGCGUCCCGUCGGUCUCCGGGAGCAAUCAUCGAAGGCUUCUAUGUCCCUAGCGGGACGGAAGUGUAUACGGAGACGUACACCAUGCAGCGGAGUCCCCAGUACUGGCACGCCCCGGACGAGUACCGUCCGGAGCGCUGGUUCGAACGGGGCGAGGGCAGUCCCUAUGCCCAGGAUGUGCACGAGGCGUUCAAGCCAUUUAGCUCGGGCCCUCGAGCAUGCCUUGGAAGGGAAAUGGCCCUCCAGACUCUCCGGUUGACCGCAGCUUUGCUGGUAUACCGCUUUCAUUUGAAGAUAGUCAACGAGGACCGGUUUGUAUGGGAGCAGGAUACUGACUCCAGAAUGAUAUACUCUAAAUAUCACAUAAAAGCCAUUGUGCAAGAGCGCCUGACUUAG
This is a messenger RNA of Aspergillus fischeri NRRL 181, 1551 nucleotides long. Its product is annotated as cytochrome P450. The transcript has 5 exons. Bases 1 to 1551 code for a protein of 516 amino acids. Gene Ontology annotation, molecular function: monooxygenase activity; iron ion binding; oxidoreductase activity, acting on paired donors, with incorporation or reduction of molecular oxygen. The record is from RefSeq and is a predicted model, not a curated record. Lineage: Eukaryota; Fungi; Ascomycota; Eurotiomycetes; Eurotiales; Aspergillaceae.